UUAUAGCUUUGUGCCUACUUGGCCGGCGCCUACUUGGGCGUGUCCCCGCUUGAUUAUAUUUUAGUCGAAAAUUGAGAUUUUUCGAGAACGAGAGACUUUUAAAGAUAUUAAACGACCUCUGCUUUAAUUAAUCAGUUUUAAUUUUAAAAAUGUUGGAAAGGUAUUUACUUCAAAUGGGACGUAUCGGAGCUGGCCAUUUGCCUGUUUUAUUUUCAAUUAAUUUUGUUGCUAUGUUAGUCAUCACAUAUUCUUUUUCUGUUUGGAGAGGAGAUGUUGACCCCGUUUUCCCCUAUAUUUCGGCUUCUGGUGAUUCUAGGCCUGAAUCUUGUAUAUUUUCUAUGUUUUUGAAUGUUUGUGCUUUCUUUAUUGCUUUGAUUGUUAUCCUCAGAUACCAUUUGGUCGCCGAAUUACUUUCUCAAAAUUCAGAUCAAGAAGUAGAUCCUCUUAUUUCUUUAACAAAUCGCCUUUCACUUUUUGCUGGUCUUCUCGGGGGUGUUGGAAUGUUUAUAGUUGCUAAUUUCCAAGAAACUGCUGUUAUACAGAUACAUUUGACUGGUAUAAAAAAUUAA
Meloidogyne enterolobii is the source of this 569-nucleotide messenger RNA. NCBI's taxonomy places the organism in Eukaryota, Metazoa, Nematoda, Chromadorea, Rhabditida, Meloidogynidae. The record is from the annotation of a GenBank genome assembly.